Danaus plexippus (monarch butterfly) is the source of this 1372-nucleotide messenger RNA. RefSeq names its product CLIP domain-containing serine protease HP8-like. Gene Ontology annotation, molecular function: serine-type endopeptidase activity. The record is from RefSeq and is a predicted model, not a curated record. NCBI's taxonomy places the organism in Eukaryota, Metazoa, Arthropoda, Insecta, Lepidoptera, Nymphalidae. The coding region runs from base 170 to 1231 and encodes 353 amino acids. The transcript is spliced from 7 exons. Gene Ontology annotation, biological process: proteolysis.
UUCAGAUGAGCUUAGCUCGUGUCCGUCGAACGACGCCUUACGACGUUUAACCUUUGUUUAAUAUGUAUAUAUUUUUAUAUUGAUAACCAGUGUCAGGGCUUACAAUCAGUAACAGUGGCGCAGGGAAGGCGACUGCGUUUCGUUAUUUUUUCUCAUGAAUUGAAUCACAAUGUAUAUUAAAAAAACUGGAAUUAUUGUGUUACUCAGUAUCGUGUUGUCGGCUACCGCUGAAGCACUCUGUAAAAAUGGGGCGAAAUGUGUGACAUUAGAAAACUGCUCAUGGAUUUUUGAUAGCCUUCAAAAUGGUUCAGAUGUAUUAAUGGCUCUAUUGAGAAGACUGCACUGCGGCUUCGACAAACAUAAUAAUCCUAAGAUUUGCUGUCCAUCACAGUUCGAGAUGAGAGGCGGUCUUGACUUGCUGCCAAACACUACUGUCUGUGGAAUUCAAACCAAUGAUAGAAUUGUUGGAGGACAACAGGCAGACCUUGACGAACAUCCUUGGAUGGUACUAAUCAAAUAUGAAAUACCUAAAGGAAGUACUUUUGCUUGUGGGGGAGUUUUAAUAUCACCUAGAUAUGUCAUGACGGCAGCCCAUUGUGUCAAAGGCUCAGAUCUUCCACUGAACUGGAGACUAUCGCAGGUACGUCUUGGUGAAUGGAACGUGGCUACCAAAACGGAUUGCGUAAGAGAUGAUUGCAGCCCAGAUCCAUUAGAUAUUAAUAUUGAAGAGAUAAUCCCUCACGAAGACUAUGACCCUGAUAAGGGUCAGCAAAACGAUAUCGCGCUUUUGAGACUGGCACGGAAUGUUGCAUUCAAUGAUUUCGUGAAACCUAUUUGUCUUCCUGUAAACUCAGCAUUGAAGAAGAGUACAUUUGAGAAUAUUGAUAUGGAAGUAGCAGGUUGGGGGAAAACGGAAACAAAACUAUCAUCGGAUAUCAAAUUGAAGGUUAAAGUUACUGUCAGAAAUACAAAUGAUUGUAAAGAAAUUUACGAACGGGCGAAUCGCAUAGUCACUGAGAAGCAACUUUGUGCUGGUGGUUUAGAGGGUCAGGAUUCUUGUAGGGGAGAUUCCGGUGGAGCACUUAUGGGGCGAGUCGAUGCUACUAAGAACUGGAUGGCAGUUGGUGUAGUCUCCUAUGGACCCUCACCUUGUGGUACAGCAGGAUGGCCCGGCGUGUACACGAGAGUCACAGCUUUCACUGACUGGAUAAUGUCAAAAUUGCAACCCUAACCGUAUUGAAAGUGUUAUAUAGGUGUCACAAAAUGUUAUACAAAAUAAAAUGUACAUCUAUAACUUAAAAACGAAUAUAUAAAUAGAUAUACUCCAGAGAGGUGCCAUGACUUUAACUAUAAAUAUCUUGAUUUUUUAUUA